Myotis brandtii (Brandt's bat) is the source of this 4017-nucleotide messenger RNA. It is a transcript of the gene CCNY, whose product is annotated as cyclin Y. Gene Ontology annotation, biological process: regulation of cyclin-dependent protein serine/threonine kinase activity; regulation of canonical Wnt signaling pathway. Bases 219 to 827 code for a protein of 202 amino acids. The record is from RefSeq and is a predicted model, not a curated record. Gene Ontology annotation, cellular component: cytoplasmic cyclin-dependent protein kinase holoenzyme complex; plasma membrane. Lineage: Eukaryota; Metazoa; Chordata; Mammalia; Chiroptera; Vespertilionidae. Gene Ontology annotation, molecular function: protein kinase binding; cyclin-dependent protein serine/threonine kinase activator activity. The transcript has 8 exons.
UAUUUUCCUAGACGAUAGCACAGUCAGUCAACCAAACCUCAAGUAUACAAUUAAAUGUGUAGCUCUCGCAAUAUAUUAUCACAUCAAAAACAGGGCCAGACCAAAGGAUUUCCAGGGCCGAGGCCUGAGGGCUGGAAGUUCCCCACUCUUGAUCUAAAUCUUUGCUACCUGUGUUCCUGCAGGCUAGUGAAAAUAAGCACAGAGACCCAGAUGGAAGGAUGCUCUUAGAUAUUUUUGAUGAAAACCUUCAUCCUCUUUCGAAAUCUGAAGUGCCACCAGAUUAUGACAAACACAACCCAGAGCAGAAGCAGAUUUACCGGUUUGUUCGGACACUGUUCAGUGCUGCUCAACUGACGGCUGAAUGUGCCAUUGUCACUCUGGUAUACCUUGAAAGACUUUUAACAUAUGCAGAGAUAGAUAUCUGUCCCGCCAACUGGAAACGAAUUGUUCUCGGUGCGAUUCUGCUGGCCUCCAAGGUGUGGGAUGACCAGGCUGUGUGGAAUGUGGAUUACUGCCAGAUCCUGAAAGACAUCACAGUGGAGGACAUGAAUGAGCUAGAGCGACAGUUUCUUGAAUUGCUCCAGUUCAACAUCAAUGUUCCUUCCAGUGUUUAUGCCAAGUAUUAUUUUGAUCUUCGUUCUCUGGCAGAAGCAAAUAACCUGAGCUUUCCUUUGGAGCCCCUGAGCAGGGAAAGGGCUCACAAGCUUGAGGCCAUCUCUCGCCUCUGUGAGGACAAGUACAAGGACCUGAGGAGACCCACAAGGAAGCGGUCAGCGAGUGCUGACAAUCUGACUCUGCCUAGGUGGUCCCCGGCCAUCAUCUCCUAACUGGGCGUCCCCACUGGAGGCUGUACCAUCCCUCAGUUUCUCCUUUAGUUUGAGAAAAGACAGACUUGGGAUGGUUUUGUUUUUGUUUCCCUUUUUUGGUUUUGUUAAAGUCAUAACUCCAUCAGGCUGCUUCGAUGACUGCCUUUGAGCUGUGUGGCCCACAUGCAGCAAGGCUUUGAGGGAAGCAAAAUCAGUAUUCUGGAAAUCCUGUUUCACACCUUGCCCUGUCAUCAUUAACAGCACUUCCUUCUUGGAAGAUAAAGACUCGAAUCCUGGAGGAGGAAGUAAAGGGAAAGGAAAGUUGUGUAGAAGCAGGAAAAAUGGCUAAUGACAUGGCCAUUUCUUAAGUCCCCCAUCUGGUCAGUAGGUGAAUAUGACGGAAAACAACAGUAGUUAACACAGUUAGAUGUUCAUUAAAGACAAGAGUGCUGCCUUUAUCACCUCUGUCUGGAUCAGUCUGUUCUUUAAGACUUCUUGCAUCCCUUCUAACUGCUAUUUGGGAAUUUGGGGGAUUUUUGUUGGUUUUUAUUCUGUUUUGGUUUUGGCCCCACAGAGCAGAGAAUAUAGUUUGUACCAUGGCACAGACAUCCAAAUAAAUAGUACUGGUUGUUUCUCUCUGCUCUAUUCCUGCGAGCUGUCUCCUGAGCUUUCUUCCUCACAAGUGGAAUGCACUUGUUACAUUUCUCUACCACUUUAUUUUAUACACUUUUUCUUCAACAAUGGCAAAAUUAACUUGACAAUAGUGCUGAACCAAAAGUAUCCCUUUCCUUCUUUAUUCCUAACCUCCCCCCCAAAAAAAAAUUCUAGAUAACAUGGGUGCUUGUGCCUUCCAAUUUUCAUGCAGUUGUUUUUUUUAAUCUGACCUGAAGUUGUAGUUAUAAAUCAAUCAAACCUCGUGGGCCAAGGAAACAAUGUGCAGUAGAAGCUGUCCUUGGUUGAGAUUUUUUUCCAGAUUGCUUGGUGUUUGCCUGAAGUUAUUGAGUAGGAGCCAUUUCUUUGUACUCCCUGCCCAGUUUGUUCCUCUACUUCUGCAUCCAUUGUUGCAAGCAAUAUUCUUAUCAAUUUUUAUAUGUUUAUUUUAAAUCAAAGUUAGUCUAUUUGUAUAAAUUUUUUUAAAAAUUUAAAAUUAAAAAACGGGGGUGGGGUGGGUAGUCCAGUGGGGAGAUUAUUGGAGGGCAAAAUGUUACUAUUUGCUGAGAUAUUUUUCACAGAAUGAUUGAAUAAAAAAAAACCACAACACUUGCAUUUUCAUUGUGGGUGCUUAGAGAAGUUACACAAAAUUCAAACUGUGAAGGUUUAUGCUUCAUUAAUUAUGAUGUACUUUUUUGUUUUCUGACUAUUUCUUUAGAAAAUAAUCUUUUAUAUCAAAAGGGUUGAUCAAAUAUCAAAGAGUAAAUUUGGUAUUAAGUCUUAAGAAUCUGAGUCAAUGAAGCAUAUAAUGCUUUGGGUUUUUGCAUAUUUUCUUGUGUCACAAUGACAAGAGGGUCUAACUUUUUUCCUUUCUCAAGUCUCUGAGGUGAAUGGCAGCAGGUACUCUGUUUCACCUUCCUUUUAUGUGAGCUUGGAAAACUUUGGAAUCUUAUAUUAUUAGUCUUGAAUACCCUUUGGAAAUUAAAGGAAUUCAGAAAGUUGAAAUCCCAAGAAUACCAAGCUGAAAGUACUAGUCAGGUUUCAAUGAAAUUUGUGUCAUGGGUAAACAUAACCGGGCCAGAUAUAUUGUCAAGUUCUUCCUGACCUAACUUUCAAAAGCAAGGAAGCAGAAAAGGAAAAGUUAAUUAUUUUUCCAUUGUAAUUGUAUUGAUAUACUUUGUAUGGGUCCAAAAUCAGCUUCUCUCUUCAAGUAAGAGUCUGAUUUAGAACUUUAGAGAUCUAAAAAUAGAGAAAAUAAUCAUUUUAUAUUCCCUAUUCUAUAGAGCUUAAAAAGGGACAUAUUUUCUUAGCUGAAUAUGAAUACCUCUCAAGCAUAAAUUAGUUCCUCUCAUGUAAAGUAUCUUAUUUUACCAAUCCAUUUCAAGAAAGAGGUUCUGCUGCCUUUAAAGCAGAAAUCUUAUUUUUAUCCCUUUUAUUUGAAUGAGAUUUGAAAAUUGAAUUAUGUAAAUAUUUCAAUGCAUCUACUAUUAUUUUGUGGAGUUUAUUAAACUACUUUAAAAAUUGUAUAGUCUAUAUAUUGUAUGUACAUACAGUCUGAUAACUUAAAAUUUAAAGUGAAUCCCGUAAAACCUGGCUCACUCUUUGUUUAGACUAUUGAAUAUUGUUUUAGCCUUGUGCACUGGACUCUACCUCUGUAUAGGAAAAUUUUCCAUAUCAUUAAUAAGUAUUGAUCUGUAUUAAUUGGUUAUGUUUCUUGCACUAAGAAUUUUUAAGCUCUGCUGUAAGUGUAGAUUUUACUUUGCAGUAUGAAUCACUUGACACAUAGCUAAAUACUUUAGGUUUGUUUUAUUUUUCUACAUGAUGAUGAAGACAACAUUUUGUUCUCUGGUUUGUUCUAAGUUUGCCAAAAAAACAACAACAAAAUAUAAAAAAACAAAACCCUACAACAACAGUACAAGUACAGUACUGGUAGUGAAUGGUUUGUUUGCAAGGUGAUUCAAUGCACUAUAAUUAAAGCUGGAUUACUCUUUAGGAAUACAUUGUCUUAAUGUAGUUUUGAAUGCACAGUUUUCAUCACUAAUGAAGGAUGAAGAAAACCACACAAUUUGUUUAAUUUAGACUUGACUUAAACAACAAAGUCACUGGGAGAAUAAGUAUAUAUUCCAAUGAGUAUUUUUGGUUUAUUUUACUUUAUUCUUAACUGGGAAAAGAGAAAGAAGUCAGGGAUUCAAAACCAAAUUGGAGGGCAAGCUGGGAGAUCCUACCAAGAUCAAGAUGUGCUCCCAUGCCUUACUGCAUGAGGUCAGAGCCUGGGCUAUCAUCUGCUCUGUCCUGGGCUGGACUCAUGAGCUUCUUCCUUGGGCAUUGGCAGGAGCUUCUCCAUCUUGGGGUUUUCCUUGGUUCUGGGGAUUUUGAUCCUCAGCUGAGCUGCAAAGCAGAAUUUUGGGAGUGAAUGAUUUCAAUACUUUCUGGCUGUUUUUUGUAAUCUCACACUUUGGGGCCAUAUUUUACAGUUUUGAAUUUUUAAAACAAAGUUUCAUUCCUGGUUCAUUGUAGGUAUUUAUUAAGUGUUAAAUAAAUAAAUGCAAAGAACAAAUAA